Molecule: messenger RNA, 609 nt
Organism: Talaromyces amestolkiae
Lineage: Eukaryota; Fungi; Ascomycota; Eurotiomycetes; Eurotiales; Trichocomaceae
Exons: 1
Coding region: 1-609 (202 amino acids)
Source: RefSeq, a predicted model, not a curated record
AUGCCGAGCGAAACCACCCUCGACACCGUCGAGUCCGAAAUUUAUGACAACCUCCUCUCCGACUCCUCUACAACCCUCGACGACCUCCACGCCAAUCUUCUCUUCUCCCUCCAACGCGCCGGCUGGGCCGAGCGCGUCCAAUCCUUAUCCCUAGAGCUUUUGCGCGCAGGUCGCUGUACACAUUUCGAUGACAUGGUCGACGUUGUUGUUACGCUUGCUACUGGUCAGACGCACCCCGUUGUACCGGAGGCCAACAGCAGUACAAAUGGUCAUGAUAAAGGCACCGCCGUGAAUGGCGCUGGUAAUGCGACGAACUCGGAGUCGUUUUUUAGGGACAUUGAUGUGCGGAUACCGAAGGAGAUUGUGGAACAGGGGGUCAGAUCGCUGAAGGACUCGUUAAGAUCAUUUGCUACGAUUGAGGAUGAUGAUGACGACGGGCCCGAACCGCACGACGAAAAAGAGCUUACGAAUGGCAAGGCUUCAAAGUCCGAGAAGAAGAAUAAAUCGAGCAGCAAUAAAGACUCGACCGGCAAUGGUAAUCCGAGCCCGACGAAGAAUGCGGCUGGAGGCAAGGAUAAGAAAUCUAAAUCUGGGAAAGAUGCCAAAUGA